GGGGACCCGGCCCGGCCCGGUGCUCCCGUCCUCAUCCAACGCGCUCCUCACAGGGGAUGAGCCCCAGCGAGGUGCCUGCGCCUCCGUUCAGGGCGGACCCUGCAGGUUUUCUGUCAGAUGUUCCACCGUAAUAAUGCUGGAGUUAAGAAGUCUCCAUUUUCUUUGCUCCAAACCAGAAGACUUUGUUCCCUGCAUAUAGAGUAGGAGUAAUGUUGGUUAAAAACUGGCUGGUGUUUAAAACUGAAGAUUAUCAUGACUAUUUAACCUAAACCCUAUUCUGAAGUAAAAAUAACUGUCUUGGAAAUAUUAAGUUGGGGUAACCCACAUUUGCUUUUGGAACCAUGAAAAUUUUGCUUGUUUUUGACUUUGACAAUACAAUCAUAGAUGAUAAUAGUGACACCUGGAUUGUACAGUGUGCUCCAGAGAAAAAGCUUCCUAUUGAACUACGAGAUUCUUAUGAAAAAGGAUUUUGGACAGAAUUUAUGGGCAGAGUCUUUAAAUAUUUGGGAGAUGAAGGUGUAAGAGAAGAUGAAAUGAAAAGAGCAGUGACAUCAAUGCCUUUCACUCUAGGGAUGGUGGAACUUUUGAACUUUAUAAGAAAGAACAAGGAUAAAUUUGACUGCAUCAUUAUUUCAGAUUCAAAUUCAGUCUUCAUAGAUUGGGUUUUAGAAGCUACCAGUUUUCGUGAUGUGUUUGAUAAAGUGUUUACAAAUCCAGCAGCUUUUGAUAGCAAUGGUCAUCUCACUGUGGAAAAUUAUCAUGCUCAUUCUUGCAACAGGUGCCCAAAAAAUCUUUGCAAAAAUGUAGUUUUGGUAGAAUUUGUAGAUAAACAGUUACAAAAGGGAGUGAAUUAUACACGAAUUGUUUAUAUAGGCGAUGGUGGAAAUGAUGUCUGCCCAGUAACUUUUUUAAAGAAGAAUGAUGUUGCCAUGCCACGGAAAGGAUACACGUUACAGAAAACUCUUUCCAGAAUGUCUCACAAUCUUGAACCUAUGGAAUCUUCUGUUAUAGUUUGGUCUUCAGGUGUUGAAAUAAUUUCUCAUUUACAAUUUCUAAUAAAGGAGUAAUAUGCCAACAACUGAAAUGUGUAUCGGUUAAGGUUAGGUACAACAGCAUAAAACUAAAACCCCAAAUACCAGUGGCUUUAAAAAAAGAACAAUUUUUCCCUCUCACUUAAAAGAAUUUCAGAGGUAAGUAUCCCAAGGCUGCUGUGUGCUCUAGCAACCUCCGCACUUGGCUUCUAUCUCACAUUCCGAGAUUGCUGUUCAAGCCUUUUCCCUCGCAUCAACACUAGUCGGCAAGAGAGAGGGCAGUGAAUGAAAAGUUGCACCCUCACUUAACUUUCUCUGGCCAAGACUUAGUCACGGUCCCUCCACCUAACUGCGAGGAAAGAUGAAAAAUAAAGCCUUUAUUCCGGAUGACCAUAUGCCUGGGAAAAAUUGGAGAAAAAAAGGAGGACAGGAUUGAGGUAGGUGCAAUUAGUGUCUCUACCAAAGGUGGGUGAUAGGUAGAUUAUAUUUUUAAAUUUAUUCCCAGAGAGAGUAGUCAUAUAUUUUACUUUCUUAGAUGCUUACCUCAAAAGCAUGUCUCAUAGUUACAAAUCUUAAGAAUAAACCUGAUACUUUAUUCACAUAAUAAUAAAAGGUUCCAGGACGCCUGGGUGGCUCAGUUAAGCAUCUGCCUUCGGCUCAGGUCAUUAUCCCAGGGUCCUGGGAUUGAGCCCUGCAUCUGGCUCAUUGCUCAGCAGGGAGUCUGCUUCUCCUUCUGCCUGCCGCUCUCCCUGCUUGUGUGUGCGCUCUCUCUCUCUGACAAAUAAAUAAAUAUCUUAAAAAAAAAAAAAAGAAUAAGAUUCCAAAAUGUAUAUAAUGUCCUACUCCCAAGUCAAUAUUUUUUUUUAAGAUUUAUUUAUUUAUUUGAGGGCGCCUGGAUGGCUCAGUCGUUAAGCGUCUGCCUUCGGCUCAGGUCAUGAUCCCAGGGUCGUGGGAUCGAGCCCUGCAUCGGGCUCCCUGCUCCGCGGGAAGCCUGCUUCUCCCUCUCCUGCUCCCCGUUUGUGUUCCCUCUCUCGUUGUGUCUCUCUCUGUCAAAUAAAUAAAUAGAAUCUUUAAAAAAAUAUAUUUAUUUGAGAGAGAGCAUGAGCAGAAGAGGGGCAGAGAAAGAAUCCACAGACUCUCUGCUGAGUGUGGGGCUGACACGGGUAAUCCCAGGACCUGAGAUCAUGCCCUGAGCCAAAACCAAGAGUCGGCUGGCUGCUCAACCAACUGAGCCAUUCAGGUGCUUUAAAAUCAGUAUUUUAAAGAUAGGGAUGCAGUAUCUAUUGCACAAGUUUUUAUGAAUUUCAGAUUUUCCUUUUUAAAAUGAAAUAACAACAUUCUUCAAAUAUUUUAAAUUUAUAUCAGCAUCACAGACUAUAAUUCCAGUAUGCUGGUUUAGUCAGUAUGUUAUUUCUAUUUAGCAAUACAAUCUUUUGUUUUAUUUUUUUUUAAGUAGGCUCUACAGCCAGCAUGGAGCCCAAUGUGGGGCUUUAACUCACAACCCUGAAAUCGAGAUCUGAGCUGAGAUCAAGAGUCAGAUGCUUAACCGACUGAGCUACCCACAUGCCCCAUUUUUUAUUGUUGUUGUUCUUUCUUUUUGUUCUUUACUUGAAGUUUAGUUAAUACCAUGUUACAUUAGUUUCAGGUGUACAACAUAGUGGCUGGACAAGUUUAUAUGUUAUAUGUUUAUCAUCAGGCUAAGUUCACCACAGGUGUAACUCCCAUCCGUCACCAUGGAAGGCUGUUAAAAUACUGUUGACUGUAUUCCCUGUACUGUACCUCUCAUCCUGUGACUUACUCAUGCCAUAACUGGAAGCCUAUAUCUCCCACUCCUCUUCACCCAUUUUCCAUUCCCUCCACCCCACACUCCUCUGGCGACCAUGGGUUUAUUCUCUAUAUUUAUGGGUCUGUUUCUGCUUUGUUUUAUUUUUCAGACUACACAUAUAAGUGAAAUCAUAUGGUAUAUGUCUUUCCCUGACUUAUUUCACUUAGCCUAAUGUCCUCUAGGCCCAACCAUGUUUUUGCAGAUGGCAAGCUACCAUUCCUUUUUGCGGCUGAGUAAUAUUCCUGUGUGUGUGUGUGUGUGUGUGUACACAUCAUAUCUUCUUUAUUCAUCUAUGAUAGACACUUAGCUUGCUUCUGUAUCUUGGCUAUUAUACAUAAUGCUGCAAUAAACAUAGGGGUGCAUAUAUCUUUUUGAAUUAGUGUUUUUGUUUUCUUUCGGUAAAUAACCCAUAGUGGAAUUACUGGAUCGUGUAGUACUUACAUUUUUUUUUUUAAUGAACCUUCAUACUGUUGUCCAUGGUGGCUGCAUCAAUUUACAUUCCCACCUUUUUCCCCACAUCCUUGCCAACACUUAUCAUUUCUUGUCUUUUUGUUACUAGCCAUUCUGACAGGUGUAAAGUGGCAUCUCACUGUGGUUUUGAUUUGCAUUUCCCUGAUGAUUAGUGAUGUUCAGCAUCUUUUCAUGUGUCUCUUAGCCAUCUAUGUCUUCUUUGGAAAAAUGUCUAUUCAGGUCCUCUGCCCAUUUUUUUUUCUGCCCAUUUUUUAAAUUGGACUGUUUCUUUGGUGUUGAAUUGUAUAAGUUCUUUAUACAUGUUGGAUAUUAACCCCUUAUUGGAUAUAUCACUUGCAAAUAGUGUCUCCCAUUCAGUAGUUUGCCUUUCUGUUUUGUUGAUGUUUCUCUUUGCUGUGCAAAAGCUUUUUAUUUUGGUGUAGUCCUAGUAGUUAAUUUUUGCUUUUGUUUCCUUUGCCUGGAGGAGAUAUAUCUGGAAAAAUGUUGCUAAGGCCAAUGUCAAAGAGAUUACUGCCUGUUUUCUUCUGGGGGUUUCAUGGUUUCAAGUCUCACAUUUAGGUCUUUAAUCCAUUUUGAAUUUAUGUUUGUGUAUGGUGUAAGAAAGAGUCUGGUUUUAUUCUUUUGCAUGUAGCUGUCCAGUUUCCCCAGCACCAUUUAUUUUUUAUUGUUAUUUUUAAAUAUGAGCCCUUUCUUUCUUUCUUUUUGAGAGAGAGAGAGAGAGAGAAAGAGAGAGAGAGGAGGGACAGAGGGACAGAGAGAAUCCCAAGCAGCCUCCACACCUGGUGCAGAGCCUGAUGCAGGGCUGGAUCUUAUGAUCCUGAGAUCACGAUCUGAGCCAAAAUCAAGAGUCAGACACUUAAGUGACUGAACCACCCAGGCACCCCUUCCCAGCACCAUUUAUGAGA
Mirounga angustirostris (Northern elephant seal) is the source of this 4232-nucleotide messenger RNA. It is a transcript of the gene PHOSPHO2, whose product is annotated as phosphatase, orphan 2. The record is from RefSeq and is a predicted model, not a curated record. NCBI's taxonomy places the organism in Eukaryota, Metazoa, Chordata, Mammalia, Carnivora, Phocidae. Gene Ontology annotation, molecular function: phosphatase activity. The transcript is spliced from 4 exons. Bases 342 to 1067 code for a protein of 241 amino acids.